AUGGGGGCAAUAGCAAAGAACUUGAAAGAACUAAGUGGCGAGAAUGACUGGGAAGGUCUAUUGGAUCCUCUCAACAUCAAUCUUCGCCAGUAUAUAAUUCACUACGGCGAAAGGGUUCAAGCUGUUUAUGACUCCUUCAAUUACGAUAAGACUUCUGGGUCGUAUGGAUUUCCUCUAUACGCCCCGAAAGAUAUCUUCUCUAACGUUGGCCUAGAGAAAGGAAAUUCUUACCACUACACGGUGACCAACUAUAUCUAUGCAAUGAUAGAUAUUGAUUCAAAUUUUGAUGGGAUUGUCAAGGGCCAAUCUACUUGGAUUGGUUACGUGGCUGUGGCCACAGACGAAGGAAAGGCUACGUUAGGAAGAAGAGACAUUUUGAUUUCUUGGAGAGGAACUCUGUUGGCAAAGGAAUGGUUAAAAGAUAUUGAUUGGCCUCUAACUUCAGAUUCAAACAUACUUGGGGGCACUUAUGAUCCUCAGCCUCAGGUGCACAAGGGAUUUCACUCGCUUUACACAUCAUGUGACACCAAAUCUGAAUACAAUAAAUUCAGUGCAAGCGAACAGGUUCUGAGUUCAGUAAAGAAACUAGUUGAUAAAUACAAAGACGAGGAAAUCAGCAUUACAAUAACUGGACAUAGCUUGGGUUCAGCGCUUGCCACAUUGAAUGCAGCUGAAAUAGUUUCGAAAGGAUAUAAUAAGCCCACAGGAUCGGAUAAAGCAUGCAUAGUGACAGCUUUCGUGUUUGCGAGCCCUAAGGUUGGAGACAAAGCCUUCAAGACUGCAUUCAAUGGACUUGAAAAUCUUCAUCUCUUGCGCAUCAGAAAUAUCGACGACAUAGUUCCAACGUUGCCUACUAAAUUUCCUUUCUUCCUCUACUUUGAAGUGGGAAAAGAGUUAACAAUUGACACUACCAAGUCCACAUACGUGAAUGUUGAUAAGGCUAAGCUAAUAGAAGUUUUGCAUAACUUGGAGAAUUAUCUCCAUGGAGUUGCAGGACAACUGACGAGAGUGAGCGAAUUUGGAGUACCACCUGAAUGGUGGCAUCCUAUAAUGAACAAAAGAAUGGUUCAACAGGACAAUGGAUUUUGGAAGUUGGAAUAUUAUGUGCCGGAGCAACCCAGGGCCUAA
Molecule: messenger RNA, 1128 nt
Organism: Pistacia vera
Lineage: Eukaryota; Viridiplantae; Streptophyta; Magnoliopsida; Sapindales; Anacardiaceae
Product: phospholipase A1-IIgamma-like
Exons: 3
Coding region: 1-1128 (375 amino acids)
Biological process (GO): lipid metabolic process
Molecular function (GO): glycerophospholipid phospholipase A1 activity
Source: RefSeq, a predicted model, not a curated record